Sungouiella intermedia is the source of this 1704-nucleotide messenger RNA. Lineage: Eukaryota; Fungi; Ascomycota; Pichiomycetes; Serinales; Metschnikowiaceae. The record is from the annotation of a GenBank genome assembly.
AUGGGACAACUGAGCAAGUUGGUAGGGAAGCAACUCUCUUCUCUCGGUAGUCUUUCGGGGCAACCCUUAUCUCCUCAAGGACUGGUCACUUCUCCCAGAAUCAGAACACAGGAGAUUCAAGCAAGGGUUAUCACAGAAGUUCAGGAUGUUAUUGAUAUAAUUAAUGACCAGGAGAAGAAGAAUUUUCGCCUCGGGGUCCUAUUUUUAAUAGUUGCCAUAUCUACUUGGAUAGUUGGCCUUGAACUUGUGAAUUCGGUGUUGAAAGGAGACGAGUUCGGAAAGCCCUGGUUCCUUGCAUUCUUAACAGGUUCAUGCUUUAUGUUAAAUUUUGUUCCUGAAGUUUUUUUGUUCAUCAAAGGACUUCUCUCUACGAAGUCAGAAGAGAAUGCCCCGUUCUCACCAGAUUUAUCAGCGUCAGAUUUUGAACCAAGUCUGGAUUCAAACGUUGUGGUGACAGAGGCGCAUCCUUUUGAGAAACCCGACUCCGAAUUCAAUGCACCAAUUCCCUUGACUCGAAGAGAAAUAUUUGAGCUUUCAGGUUUCAUUGCUGUCAUAUACUACUCAUACAAUGUUUUGGUGAUGCUGGCACUUCAAUACACAUCUGCAUCAAAUCAGACUGUCUUGGGAUCUACCACAACCAUGUUCACUCUCUUUGUUGGAGUUUACUUGAAUGUGGACCGUUUCACUUUGAAGAAAGUUUUCUGUGUUGCUACAAGCUUAGCUGGCGUCAUCUUGAUCAAUGUGAGUGAAAAUCAGGUAGGUGAAAAUGAUGGUAAUAAAUUCAAACCCAAAAACCCUGCGCUUGGAAACUUUUUGGCUUUGUUGGGUGCUUUCUUUUACGCACUAUAUUUGCUCUUAAUGAAGGUAAAAUGUGGCACAGGUGAGAAAACCACCAACGAACGUCAUUUAUUUGGGUGGGUGGGAGUUUUUACCUUUAUUAUGGGAUUUCCAAUAUUAACGAUAGUUCAUCAUUUGGGAAUUGAAAAAUUCAUGCUCCCUCCUUCUUGGCAGAUUUUUGGGAUGGUGCUUAUCAAUUCCGUGUUUUCUGUGAUCUCGGAUUAUGUCACAAUCCUUGCAAUGUUACUCACCAGUCCCUUAGUUACAUCGUUAGCGUUGACAUCUUCUAUCCCCAUCACCAUUCUAGUUGAUUUCAUUAUUCUUCAUGUCACGGGAGGAGAUUCCGAUUCUUCCACCUCAAACUUAUUCCUCUACGGCUUUGGGGUACUUUCAAUUUUAGUAUCUGUUAGCUUGAUCAACAUAAACAUUACAACAGAGAACGAGCUUAUUGAGGAAGUUAUCGAGGAAACCUUCGAAGAUGCCAUUCGCCAAGAUGAGGUUCUUUCACCAGUUCUUUCUCCAUUUCUUGGUUCAACAAAUUCAACAGGCUUCAUUUCAUCUCCGAGAGUCCAUGAUGCUAUUGGUGUCAACAGACUUACUCCUUCUUCUUUAUUCAAAAGAAAAAGCAAGUAUGUUUCAUCUCCUCUAGUUCCUGCUCCCAUGAACCACGAUGAUUCCCAAUUCACUUUGAAUUCAAGCUCCAAUGAUGAAUUAACGCCAAUGCAGAACGCUAAUCAUCACCAUAACCUCUACACAAUAGACACUUCGUUGGAUGAAAAUGCUGUGGAACCUACCAAUGCCAACUUAAUUGUUUUUGGUGGUGUAAACCAUCACUACUACGUGAAGACAAUUGAACCAGAUACAUAA